Diprion similis is the source of this 1897-nucleotide messenger RNA. Its product is annotated as protein eva-1 homolog C-like. NCBI's taxonomy places the organism in Eukaryota, Metazoa, Arthropoda, Insecta, Hymenoptera, Diprionidae. The transcript has 9 exons. The record is from RefSeq and is a predicted model, not a curated record. The coding region runs from base 137 to 1807 and encodes 556 amino acids. Gene Ontology annotation, molecular function: carbohydrate binding.
CAUGGAGUAGUGGAGUGUUUUGGAGUCUGGUUCUCGGGUCUCUUGGCCACCGUUUUUGAAAGUAAUGCGUGGCCUUGGCGGCGGGGUGGUUUUAGUGAUAUUUUAACGGCGUGGUUAAACGCUCAGUGGUACCAUCAUGAUCGCUACCUGGUGCUUCGCCGUCGAGCUGCUCCUCCUGAUGUGCCUGCAACACGUAACGGCGGAUAAUUUGGCCCUUUUAUCAGGCACACUGAAGACCUACCAACGGGCGGCAUGCGACGAAGAAACAAUGACGCUGAGAUGCCCUCCGGGAACAACGAUAUCAGUGACGCUGGCUCAGUACGGAAGAGCAGGGGUGGCAAGUAUCACUAAAUGUAGCACACCGAGUCCGCAGGCUGUGGAAAAGGAACCGACUCGCACCUGCCUUUGGCCCCAAGCACUGGAGUACUCCCUGUUGCAGACUGUCGUGGAAGCCUGUCAGAAGAAACGCCAGUGCAAAUUCAACACCAGCCCGGAAACCUUUCAGGGUGAUCCUUGCCCCGGUCUACCGAAGUACAUCGAAAUCGCCUACAAGUGUCGACCAUAUGAAUUCAGAAGCAAAGUUGCCUGCGAAAACGACGCUGUGAACCUUGUCUGCAACCCCGGAAGCAGAGUAGCCAUUUACAGUGCAGCUUACGGCAGGACCCAGUACGAGUCUCUUCAGUGUCCACAGCCACUUGGUGUCCCAGAUGAAACCUGCCUGAUGAGCCACGCUACGGAAAGGGUGAUGAACCUCUGCCAUGGGAAACGGAGGUGUCUACUUGCCGCCAAUAGUCAGACCUUUGGAAACCCCUGCAGGGCCGACAGCAAGGUCUACCUCAAGGUCGUCUACACUUGCGUUCCUCGCAAAGUGCUACGGGAGCAGUACGAGGGGGCGGUUGAAGCCGACGAAACGGAUCUUGUGAACGAGUUCGAGGAGGGUUACGACAGGGCAGAUUUUCGGGCCGAGUUUAGUCCCAGUCCGAACUUGGAAGGUCCUCAGCCUCAGCCGAGAGAUAAUAGUUCCAGGGAUGGACCGACUGUCAGUUCUUCUCCGCCGAGGGCGAGAACUAACAAUGACGUGGAUUCGCGAUUGAAGGUAACGAGCUCGGUCGGUACACACGAGAAAAAGCGCAAGCAUAGCCAUAACCAAAUGCCGACCGAGGACACCCCCGGAAUGAUGUUGGGGGACAGGGGCGGUAGUAGUAAGGCGGUGGACGCAGGCUCUGAUUUUCCUACAAACUGCACGACAGUUAUCUACGCCAUUCCCGAGGAGGAACGCGUUGUCGUUGGCUAUCUCAAUGAGUGGAUCAAUGCCUACGCUUUCAUAUCAAAAAACCAGGAGAAAUUCUAUCUCUACAUAAUCGUUUCGGUAACGGCUGGGAUACUUCUGUUCCUCGGUCUGGUUAUCGGCCGAUUAUUGGUCAGCCGACAUCGGGCUAAAAGAGACGCUAAAUUUCACGCCAAUAACGACGCCUUGCCGAACGGAUUCACAGACGACAUCUCGGAGAUCGACGCCGAUAUCGAUCUCACAACUCCUGUAGCCGUUCCGAUGCAGGACUCGAGGAUUCCGGAAACGCAACUGGCCGAGCGUCUUCACGGGGAACGUUACUACUCGGACGGUAGGAUGGGGUUGAUGGGGACCCCGCCGAUCCACGCCACAUCUCAGCAGCAGCAACAGCAUCAUCAUCACGGGGGCGUCAGGAUCGACCUCGGCAAUCACAUGGUCGGCACCGAUAGCCUUCACACGAUUCUCCGAUCGUCAGAAAACCCAAGAACGAUGACCAACAAGAGCUACUACUACGGCUGACAAGAAGAGGGGGCAGCCCUCCGCGAGGGGAGGCCCCCCACGUUGAGUCCGGUACCGGAAGUUACCACUCGGAAGUACUGUUUCUAGAUA